AUGCGUCAUGCCUACGAUAUCGACAGAAAUUCGAGACACAGUGGAGACUCAAUCAGCGAGCGUUCGCAUGGCAACAGCAGCACCAGAUCGCGCUCAACGCAACCUACAGAUUACUCUACUAGUCCGGCAAACAGAACGCCGCAAAUUCACCAGCACUGGUCGAAGGCCAGACAGGAGAACACACCGCAACGCUUCUUUGCUGAUAGGCCUCCUCAAGAAAGCCCUCGAGCAUCCGUAGAGUCCUAUACAUCCACAGUACAAAGCGAAGGCGAGGUCGACGACCGCCUACCAGAGUAUGAUCCACCUGUGUAUGAAGCACGGCUCGGCGAGCAUACUGUGCUCGCCGCGACUCCUGCAGACUUCGCCGAACUGUUUCCGUCACGAAGACGACUGACAGUGCAUCACGAUGACUCCACAUUGGAUGGCAACAUGAACCUUCGUAUUGACACCGAGGUCUGCUGUGGAGGCCGCAAAACCGACAUGACUCUCUUCCACCUGCGAAUGCAUGAUCUUCGCAACCGAGAGUUCUCCCUUCGACGCUACUGUCGAGACUCCGGUCGAGAGGUAUGUCACAGCGAAUGGAAACAACACAAGCACGCUGUGCCUGUACGACCUGGCUUUCAGCGUUCUUUGAGCAACAUCCUCAAUAAUAUGCGACCAAAGUCAGACUCACGAACGCCAACGUUGGAGAGCUUAAAGCGUCAUGAUUCCGGAUACGGCUCGAUGCAUUCGGUCAGCUUCGUCGAUGACGAGCGCCCACGCUCAGCUGGACACGGUGCGGCGGGCCAGCAUCCUCCAUCUGACGACACUAUCAGACUGGAAUUUUCGAACUACGCCCAUGUUGAUGUCAAGCGAACCGGGUUGAAAGGGAGUAAACGCUACGAGUUCGAAUACUGGGGCGUACCAUAUGCGUGGCGGCGCAUUGUGGAGAAGGAUUCAUCUUCGAAGAAAUCUUCCUACCAUCUCACGAGACACGGUAGCGAACAAAUCCUAGCGUACAUCGUUCCCGUUCCACUGUCGUCUACAAAAAAUGAUGAAGAGCGGUCCAAGGGCGGGUGGGUGCCCCCAUCGAAAAUGUGGCUCGCCGACGAAAGCCUCAUCCACGGACUUACGGAUGCCGUCGACGUCGUCGUUGCGUCUGGCUUGAUCGUCAUCGUUGACGAUGCGAUCAAGGCACGCUUCCACUCAAGGACGAACAAGCAGUUGCUGAUACCCAAAAUGCAAGUGGGCGUGGAGUACGUCGGACCAAAGCGUCUAAUCACCGAGAUGUUCAGGCGCGACUCGGAUUCGAGCCAGCAAAGCCGUCCAACGACAAGUCAUCGCCGUACCAACAGCGGUUACAGCACCACAAGCCCGAGGGUGCCGGCCGGUGCGUUUAGACAGCCCGGCCGUGAGCGGUGA
Baudoinia panamericana UAMH 10762 is the source of this 1401-nucleotide messenger RNA. RefSeq lists its product as uncharacterized. Bases 1 to 1401 code for a protein of 466 amino acids. The transcript has 2 exons. Lineage: Eukaryota; Fungi; Ascomycota; Dothideomycetes; Mycosphaerellales; Teratosphaeriaceae. The record is from RefSeq and is a predicted model, not a curated record.